Molecule: messenger RNA, 1065 nt
Organism: Aspergillus calidoustus
Lineage: Eukaryota; Fungi; Ascomycota; Eurotiomycetes; Eurotiales; Aspergillaceae
Source: the annotation of a GenBank genome assembly
AUGACCCUCAAGCUCGCCGUCUACAGCGCAAAGUCCUACGACAGGACAUACCUCGACUCGGUCCUCGCCUCCGACCACGCAGACCUCUGCAGCAUAACCUACCACCCGUUCCCGCUCUCGCUCGAAACCGUCCCCCUCGCCCAGGGCAGCACCGCAGUCUGCGCCUUUGUAAACGACACGCUCGACGCCCCCGUCCUCCGCACCUUACACAGCAUCGGUGUCCGCGCGAUCCUCCUCCGCUGCGCGGGGUUCAACAACGUCGACCUCCCCGUCGCCGAGGAGCUGGGCCUCUUCGUCGCGAACGUCCCCUCGUAUUCGCCCGAGGCUGUCGCGGAAUUCACGAUUGCGCUGCUGCAGACGCUGAAUAGGAAUAUCCACCGGGCAUAUAAUCGGGUGCGGGAGGGGAAUUUUAAUCUCGAGGGGUUUCUGGGCAUCACGCUUUAUGGGAAGACGGUGGGGAUUAUUGGCGUUGGACGGAUUGGGCUUGCGCUUGCGAAGAUUGUCCGGGGUUUUGGGUGUCGGUUGAUUGCGUCGGAUCCAAAGCCCGGAUUGAGUCCUGAGGAGUUUCGCGAUGGGUAUGGAGGGGAGUUUGUGGAUUUGGAUACAUUGCUGAAGGAGGCGGAUAUUGUUUCGUUGCAUUGUCCGUUGACCCGGGGGACGAAGCAUAUUAUCUCCACGGAGAACCUGGGGAAGAUGAAGCGUGGAGCGUUGUUGGUGAAUACGUCGCGCGGGUCGCUGGUUGAUACCAAGGCGGCGAUUGAGGCGCUCAAGUCGGGACAGUUGGGUGGGUUGGCGCUCGAUGUGUAUGAGGAGGAAGGGGCGUGGUUUUACAAUGACCACUCGCAGGAGAUCAUCCAUGAUGAUACGCUGAUGCGGUUGAUGACGUUCCCGAAUGCGCUUGUGUGUGGGCACCAGGCGUUCUUCACGCGCGAGGCAUUGACAGAGAUUGCGGCGACGACGUUGGCGAAUCUGGAGGAUUGGCUUGCGCAGAGGCCUUGCAAGAAUUCGUUGGUUAGGGAGGGCCAUCUGGUUGUUCCCGAGGGGAAGGAGCCGGUUCGGAUUUAG